Molecule: messenger RNA, 267 nt
Organism: Caenorhabditis bovis
Lineage: Eukaryota; Metazoa; Nematoda; Chromadorea; Rhabditida; Rhabditidae
Source: the annotation of a GenBank genome assembly
AUGCGCCUCAUCAUCGUCGUUGCUCUUCUCGUCGCCGUCGUCGUCUCACAGGCUCAAGAAAUGGCGGCCGACGAAAAUGCCGGUCUCGCCGAUUUCAAUGAUCUCAAUCGGAUGAACAGCUAUCGAAAUGCGCGACUCGACAACGACGGCAUUCCAGACAAACCCGAAGAUGCUGAAAUUCGUGUUCAAAACCGCAAAUUGGAGCGCAAGUUAGUGAAGGAAGUUUGGACGGCGAUCCGCAACAUCGGCGAAUUGCUCCUCGGAUAA